This is a messenger RNA of Triplophysa dalaica, 9886 nucleotides long. RefSeq names its product ubiquitin specific peptidase 9 (gene usp9). Gene Ontology annotation, molecular function: cysteine-type endopeptidase activity; cysteine-type deubiquitinase activity. Gene Ontology annotation, cellular component: cytosol; nucleus. The transcript has 48 exons. Lineage: Eukaryota; Metazoa; Chordata; Actinopteri; Cypriniformes; Nemacheilidae. Gene Ontology annotation, biological process: cell migration; protein deubiquitination. The coding region runs from base 519 to 8339 and encodes 2606 amino acids. The record is from RefSeq and is a predicted model, not a curated record.
AAACUACGCAUGCCCAGUAGAGUCACGUCCAAGUCGUUCGUGCACGGAUAUACUUCUCAUUACUUCCAUCCAUAGUACGGUGACGGGUCUCUAGCAGCCUGACACAGGAGAGAGAGAGCGGCUGGAGGCAGUUAAGGGAGGGGGGCAGCAGCAGCAGCAGCAGCAGCAGCAGUCAGUCGAUGCUGGUGACGCAGGAAAAACACCCGACAGCAGACAAUAAACCAAUGAUCUGAUCGCAAGACGGCCGUGUUAUUUAUAAUCGAGACAGCCAAGCGUAUGCACACGGCGGAGAAAAUAUUUAACAGCACUUAAAUGAUCAAAUCUGGGGUCGUAUGGAGGAAAGAUCCAGUUUGAUUCUGGGUUAUGCAAUGGUCUCUGCAACAUAUCCAGUCCCCCAGGUGGUGCUUUCACUUUCAGAAGUGUGCCGGUUCUCCGUCGCUCCUGAGGAGACACUGAUUUCUUCCGGUGUACCAGCGACAUAAGCAGACAAGAUUGCAAAGAUCUGCCCCGUGUCGAGUAUGACGGCCACGACCCGUGGCUCCCCUGUGGGAGGGAAUGAUGGUCAGGGCCAGGCUCCGGAUGGCCAGUCCCAGCCUCCCCUGCCCCAGAACCAGACAUCCUCUCCCAACUCAUCCAAUGAGAACUCCCCAGUGAGCCCUCCAGAUGACCAGGGUCAGGGGGACAGUCCCGCUCCUUUGGAGGAGGAGGAGCCAGCUUUUCCCCACACUGAACUGGCCAAGCUGGAUGACAUGAUCAACAGACCUCGUUGGGUUGUUCCAGUUUUGCCAAAGGGCGAAUUAGAAGUUCUUCUUGAAGCUGCUAUAGAUCUUUGUAAAAAAGGUCUUGAUGUCAAGUGUGAAGCCUGCCAGAGGUUUUUCAGAGAUGGGCUGACAAUAUCCUUUACGAAAAUACUGACAGAUGAGGCUGUAAGCGGAUGGAAAUUUGAGAUCCAUCGGUGCAUCAUUAAUAAUGCCCACCGACUGGUGGAGCUGUGUGUGACCAAGCUCUCUCAGGACUGGUUCCCUCUGCUAGAACUACUAGCCAUGGCCACCAACCCCCACUGUAAAUUUCACAUCUACAAUGGUACUCGGCCCUCGGAGACUGUGCCUGCCGGGGUUCAGCUGGCUGAGGAUGAGCUGUUCGCCCGUCCACCUGACCCUCGUUCUCCAAAGGGCUGGUUGGUGGACUUAAUAAACAAAUUUGGCACAUUAAACGGGUUUCAAAUUCUGCAUGAUCGAUUCAUGAGUGGCCAAGCUCUGAAUGUUCAGAUCAUUGCUGCACUCAUUAAGCCUUUUGGACAGUGCUAUGAGUUUCUCACUUUGCACACAGUGAAGAAGUACUUCCUUCCCAUCAUAGAAAUGGUUCCUCAGUUUCUAGAAAACCUCACUGAUGAGGAAUUGAAAAAGGAGGCCAAGAACGAAGCCAAAAAUGAUGCCCUGUCUAUGAUAAUCAAAUCGUUGAAGAACCUGGCCUCUCGAGUACCAGGACAAGAAGAAACCGUGAAGAAUUUAGAGAUAUUUAGGUUAAAAAUGAUUCUUAGGUUAUUGCAGAUUUCUUCUUUUAAUGGUAAAAUGAAUGCACUAAAUGAAGUAAACAAGGUGAUCUCGAGUGUGUCCUAUUACACUCAUCGCCACGGCAAUCCCGAAGAGGAGGAGUGGCUUACAGCAGAACGCAUGGCAGAAUGGAUUCAGCAGAACAAUAUUUUGUCUAUUGUGCUGCGAGACAGCCUUCAUCAGCCACAGUAUGUGGAGAAACUAGAGAAGAUCCUGCGCUUCGUCAUCAAAGAAAAGGCCCUGACGCUGCAGGACCUGGACAACAUCUGGGCUGCUCAGGCUGGGAAGCAUGAGGCUAUCGUCAAGAAUGUUCAUGAUCUCCUUGCUAAACUGGCUUGGGAUUUCUCACCUGAACAGCUGGACCAUCUCUUCGACUGCUUCAAGGAGAGCUGGACUAACGCAAGUAAAAAGCAGAGGGAGAAAUUAUUAGAAUUGAUUCGUCGACUAGCAGAGGAUGACAAGGAUGGCGUGAUGGCUCACAAAGUGCUCAAUCUGCUGUGGAAUCUGGCCCAUAGUGAUGAUGUUCCUGUGGAUAUUAUGGACCAGGCCCUUAGUGCUCAUAUCAAAAUUUUGGACUAUAGCUGCUCACAGGACAGAGAUACUCAGAAGAUGCAAUGGAUAGAUCGAUUUAUAGAAGAAUUGAGAACAAAUGACAAAUGGGUUAUUCCUGCACUGAAACAAAUUCGGGAGAUCUGCAGCCUUUUUGGAGAAGCCCCCCAGAACUUAAGAAAGAAAAAACCUAUAAACGUACUAAAGAACUUAGAGGGUCAAACGCAGAGGAGCCCACAUGUGUUCUAUCGGCACGACCUGAUAAACCAACUACAGCACAACCAUGCUCUGGUCACUCUUGUAGCAGAGAACCUGUCAGCAUACAUGGAGAAUAUGAGGCAGUUUUCUAAAGCAGAGCACACGGACUUUGAUCCUCAGACGGUUAGGCCAGGAAGUCGGUAUAGUCAUGUGCAGGAGGUCCAGGAACGACUCAAUUUCUUGAGAUUCUUACUUAAAGAUGGUCAGCUCUGGUUAUGUGCGCCUCAGGCCAAGCAGAUCUGGAAGUGCCUGGCGGAGAACGCAGUGUUCUUGUGUGAUCGGGAGGCCUGCUUCAAAUGGUACUCCAAACUCAUGGGGGAUGAGCCGGACCUUGACCCCGACAUCAACAAGGACUUCUUUGAGAACAACGUGCUGCAGCUUGAUCCCUCGCUGCUGACUGAGAACGGCAUGAAGUGCUUUGAACGAUUCUUUAAAGCGGUCAACUGCAGGGAGGGCAAACUGGUGGCGAAACGCCGGGCGUACAUGAUGGACGAUCUGGAGCUGAUAGGGCUGGAUUACCUGUGGAGGGUUGUGAUCCAAGGAAGUGAUGACAUUGCCACCAGAGCAAUUGACUUACUUAAAGAGAUUUACACAAACCUUGGACCAAAAUUACAAGCCAAUCAGGUAGAGAUCCAUGAGGAUUUCAUUCAGUCUUGUUUUGACCGGCUCAAAGCCUCCUAUGACACUCUGUGUGUGUUGGAUGGUGACAAAGACAGCAUUAACUGUGCCAGACAGGAGGCCAUCCGCAUGGUGCGAGUACUGACUGUACUCAGGGAGUAUAUAACUGAGUGUGACAGCGACUACCAUGAGGAGAGGACCAUACUGCCCAUGUCCAGGGCGUUCCGUGGAAAGCAUAUCACGCUAGUUGUGCGUUUCCCAAACCAAGGCCGGCAAGUUGAUGACCUGGAUAUUUGGUCUCACACAAAUGACACGAUUGGUUCCGUGCGACGCUGUAUUCUGAACCGAAUAAAGGCCAACAGCACGCACACCAAGAUCGAGCUGUUCAUCGGGGGAGAGAUCAUAGACCCAGCAGACGACAGGAAGCUAAUUGGGCAGCUAAACCUCAAAGACAAAACUCUUAUCACAGCCAAGCUCACCCAGGUCAGCGCCAAUAUGCCUUCCAGUCCAGACAGCUCCUCAGACUCCUCCACCGGCUCUCCAGGGAACCAUGGGAACCACUUCAGCGAUGGGCCAAACCCUGAAGUGGAAAGCUGUCUUCCGGGUGUGAUAAUGUCCCUGCACCUGCGCUACAUCUCGUUCCUCUGGCAAGUUGCGGAUCUGGGCUGUAAUCUCAACAUGCCUCUCCUACGGGAUGGAGCUCGCAUUCUAAUGAAGCUCAUGCCUCCAGAUAACACCACGGUAGAAAACCUGCGGGCUAUUUGUCUGGAUCAUGCCAAACUUGGAGAAAACAGCCUUAGCCCCACGUUGGACUCUCGUUUCUUUGGCCCAUCGCCGUCUCAAGUGCUUUACCUGAUAGAGGUGGUGUAUGCCUUGCUCAUGCCUGCUAGCGGAACAUUAGGCGAGGAUGCUUGUGACUUCCAGUACAACUUCUUGAAGAGUGGCGGCUUGCCGCUGGUUUUGAGCAUGCUCACCAGAAAUAACUUCCUGCCAAAUGCUGACAUGGAGACCCGACGGGGAGCGUAUCUCAACGCGCUAAAAAUAGCCAAACUUCUGCUCACAGCUGUAGGCUUUGGCCAUGUAAAGUCCGUAGCGGAGGCCUGCCAGCCUGUGGUGGAAGGGACUAUCCCUGUGUCGCCCAUAAACCAGGCCACUCAUGACCAGGCUAUAGUGCUCCAGAACGCCCUGCAGAACAUCCCUAACCCCUCUGCAGAGUGCAUGCUACGGAAUGUGGCCAUCCGCCUUGCCCAGCAGAUCUCUGAUGAGAACUUUUUCCAGGCCUCCAAGUACAUCCCGGAUAUCUGUGUCAUUCGAGCUGUUCAGAAGAUAGUGUGGGCUUCUGGAUGUGGCUCUGUCCAACACGUCUUCAGCUCGAACGAGGAGAUCAGCAAGAUCUACGAGAAGACCAAUGCGGGCAAUGAGCCGGAUGCAGAGGAUGAGCAGGUGUGCUGUGAAGCUCUGGAGGUCAUGACUCUUUGUUUCGCCCUCAUGCCCACUGCACUUGAUGCACUUAGCAAAGAGAAGGCCUGGCAGACCUUUAUUAUAGAUCUGCUGCUGCACUGCCAGAGCAAGUCUGUUCGUCAAAUGGCUCAGGAACAGUUCUUCCUCAUGGCCACCAGAUGUUGUAUGGGCCAUAGGCCUCUACUCUUCUUUAUCACCCUUCUCUUUACAGUUUUAGGUAGCACGGCAAAAGAGCGAGCGAAGCACGCCGCUGAUUACUUCACUCUUCUGAGGCACUUACUCAACUAUGCAUAUAAUAGCAACAUUAACCUUCCUAAUGCAGAAGUUCUCUUGAACAAUGAGAUUGACUGGUUAAAACGAAUCCGGGAUGAAGUUAAGAGGACUGGGGAGCCUGGGGUGGAGGAGACCAUUUUGGAAGGUCAUAUUGGUGUCACAAAAGAGCUGUUGGCCUUUCAGACCCCUGAGAAGAAGUACUACAUUGGUUGUGAAAAAGGAGGAGCGAGUCUCAUAAAGGAGUUAAUGGAUGACUUCCUGUUCCCAGCAUCUAAUGUCUAUCUUCAAUAUAUGAAGAGCGGAGAGUUCCCCACGGAGCAGGCCAUACCUGUGUGCAGCACCCCUGCCACUAUCAAUGCCGGCUUCGAACUGCUGGUCGCACUUGCCGUUGGAUGUGUGCGAAAUCUCAAGCAGAUUGUCGAUACCUUAACUGAUAUGUACUACUUAGGUUGUGAACCACUUACAGAAUGGGAGUACCUGCCACCGGUUGGUCCGCGGCCUACUAAGGGUUUUGUGGGCCUGAAAAAUGCAGGCGCGACUUGCUACAUGAACUCUGUGAUCCAGCAGCUCUACAUGAUUCCACCCAUCAGGAACGGCAUUUUGGCCAUCGAGGGCACAGGCAGUGAGGUGGAUGAUGACAUGUCUGGAGAUGAGAAACAAGAUAAUGAGACUAACGUGGAUCCACGGGAUGAGGUGUUUGGUUAUCAGCACCAGUUUGAAGACAAACCUUCACUCAGUAAAUCUGAGGACAGGAAGGAGUAUAACAUUGGGGUUCUGCGCCAGCUCCAGGUCAUCUUUGGGCAUUUGGCCGCCUCAAGAUUGCAGUACUUUGUGCCUAGAGGAUUCUGGAAACAAUUUCGAUUGUGGGGGGAACCAGUCAAUCUGAGGGAACAGCACGAUGCCCUAGAGUUCUUCAACUCAUUGGUGGACAGUUUAGAUGAAGCUUUGAAAGCAUUGGGUCACCCUGCCAUGCUGAGUAAAGUUCUGGGCGGCUCAUUUGCAGAUCAGAAAAUAUGUCAGGGCUGUCCUCACAGGUAUGAAUGUGAGGAAUCAUUUACGACGUUGAAUGUAGAUAUCCGAAACCAUCAGAAUCUCCUCGAUUCCAUGGAGCAAUAUGUGAAAGGGGACUUAUUGGAGGGUGCAAAUGCCUACCACUGUGAGAAAUGCAACAAGAAGGUGGACACAGUGAAGCGUUUACUCAUUAAGAAGCUGCCUCCGGUGCUGGCCAUCCAGCUCAAACGCUUCGAUUAUGACUGGGAACGAGAGUGUGCCAUCAAGUUCAAUGACUACUUUGAGUUCCCAAGGGAGUUGGACAUGGAACCCUACACAGUGGCUGGAGUAGCUAAGCUGGAGGGAUCUGAUGUGCAUCCAGAGAAUCAGGUGAUUCAACAGAACGAGCCUUCAGAGCCGGAACCCCCCUGCAGCUCCCGUUAUCGUUUGGUGGGCGUGUUGGUCCACUCGGGCCAGGCUAGCGGAGGUCACUACUACUCCUACAUCAUUCAGAGGAAUGGCAGCGGUGGUGAGGGAGAGAGGAACCGCUGGUACAAGUUUGACGACGGCGAUGUCACAGAGUGCAAGAUGGACGACGACGAGGAGAUGAAGAACCAGUGCUUCGGAGGAGAGUACAUGGGUGAGGUCUUCGACCACAUGAUGAAGCGCAUGUCCUACAGGAGACAGAAGCGCUGGUGGAACGCCUACAUUCUCUUUUACGAGCGCAUGGACACUCUGGACAAGGACAGCGAGCUGGUGAAAUACAUCACUGAGCUCACAGUGUCCAGUAAACCUCACCAGGUGAAAAUGCCGUCUGCUAUCGAACGCAGCGUGCGCAAACAGAACGUGCAGUUCAUGCACAACCGUAUGCAGUACAGCCUCGAGUACUUCCAGUUUAUAAGAAAACUGCUGACCUGUAACAGCGUGUACUUGAACUCACCGCCAGGUCAAGACCACCUUUUACCUGAAGCAGAAGAGAUGGCUAUGAUAAGUAUACAGCUCGCUGCUAGAUUUCUGUUUAGUACUGGAUUCCACACCAAGAAAAUAGUCAGAGGCCCUGCUAGUGAUUGGUAUGAUGCGCUGUGCAUCUUGCUUCGACACAGUAAGAACGUGCGUUACUGGUUUGCGCACAACGUCCUCUUCGCGUAUCCGAACCGCUUCUCAGAGUACCUGCUCGAGUGCCCCAGCGCUGAGGUACGAGGAGCCUUCUCUAAACUCAUCGUAUUCAUUGCACAUUUCUCCCUGCAAGAUGGACCUUGCCCUUCACCGAUUGCCUCACCUGGACCUUCAAGUCAGGGCUGUGACAACUUGAGUUUAAGUGAACAUCUGUUCCGUGCUGUGCUCAACCUGCUGAGGAGGGAAGUGUCUGAACACGGCCGUCACUUGCAGCAGUACUUUAACCUCUUCGUUAUGUACGCCAACCUUGGUUUAGCAGAGAAGACACAGCUCCUGAAGCUCGGUGUGCCAGCCACCUUCAUGCUUGUGGCUCUGGAUGAGGGUCCUGGGCCUCCAAUCAAGUACCAGUACGCUGAACUGGGAAAGCUCUAUACUGUAGUGUCGCAGCUCAUCCGCUGUUGUGAUGUAACAACGCGUAUGCAGUCUUCAAUCAACGGUAACCCUGCCCUACCAAACCCAUAUGGUGACCCCAACAUCACAGCUCCCAUCAUGCCUCUGCAGCAGAUGGUGGUCGACAUCCUGUUUGUGCGCACCAGCUAUGUAAAGAAGAUUAUCGAGGACUGCAGUAACUCUGAGGACACCAUCAAACUGCUGAGGUUCUGCUGUUGGGAGAACCCUCAGUUUUCAUCCACUGUGCUAAGUGAACUCCUGUGGCAGGUGGCGUAUUCCUACACGUAUGAGUUAAGGCCUUACUUGGACUUGCUUCUCCAAAUCCUGUUCAUAGAGGACUCAUGGCAGACUCACAGGAUCCACAACGUGCUAAAGGGAAUUCCUGAUGACCGUGAUGGGCUUUUCGACACCAUUCAACGCUCCAAAAACCACUACCAAAAGAGAGCUUAUCAGUGUAUCAAAUGCAUGGUGGCUCUGUUCAGUAACUGCUCUGUGGCCUAUCAGAUUCUGCAGAGUAAUGGUGAUCUAAAGAGGAAGUGGACAUGGGCGGUUGAGUGGCUCGGGGAUGAGUUGGAACGAAGGCCGUACACUGGCAAUACCCAGUACACGUAUAACAACUGGUCCCCUCCUGUCCAGAGCAACGAGACGUCUAACGGAUAUUUCCUGGAGCGUUCUCACAGUGCCCGCAUGACUUUAGCCAAGGCCUGCGAGUUGUGCCCGGAGGAGUGUCACUUAACGAAGCACGAGGCGGUAUCUGAAGAGGACGCAGGCCGGAACCCGUCCUCUGCACAGCAACUUUUGCCAGGGGAAGUGACAGGCCAGCCACAGCAAACCGAGCCUGAUGAGCAGGAGGGACUCGAUGAGCCGGAAACUUCUCCACCGGAGGACACCGCUCUGUACCCUCAUUCUCCAGGCACAAAAUUUCAACAACAGCAGAAUAACCUCCCACAUACGCAGCCAUACACCGGCCCCGCAGCACAACAUGUCAACAACCCUCAGCGUCCAGGCCCACGAGCACAAGAGAACUGGGAGCCCACUGAGGAAGUGCCGCCGAGCCAGACUAAAGACUAACAAUAUGUUCUCCCACUGUCCUCCAUCUGAGUUCUCCAGCGAGAUACUCGAAUCCAGAGCAAGGCCAGGCCCCACCAUGCCGCUCCACUCCAGAGCCCGUGUAACCAGAACAUUCAGCUUCCCUCAAUUUCUAACCCUGGAGUGGAGCCCUCUCACUGUCUGCUCUGCAGUAUUAACUGUCAAAAGUGUAACUUGCGGUGGACUGUGCAUAUUGUUUGUAAUAAAACGGGCCUGACGCACUUGUCUCAUGACAAAGGUGUACAUACUAUGUUAAUGUUUUGACUGUUCGAAAACAACAGCACUUGAGGUUGUUCGGAGACCGCGCAGAUUCAUGAAAAUGGCAAAAACAAACAAAAAAGAUGCAAAUGUUGAAAGACAAAAAACAGUUUUAUCCCAUGCUCCGUAGUAAGGUUUGGGCCGUUUGGGUCAUUCUGCUUUUCAUCAUUACAUUAUAUUCACGUCGAAGCUUAACGGGCAAUGGCACCUGGUGAGCGAGAGUUGGCCAUGGAGUGUGAACGAUGGGAGGGUUGGUUGAUCUUCAUAAUGUUUAGUUGAUGUGAAUGGGGUGAUGCAACUUUGUUCUGAAAAUUCCUAUCGCCUUUUUUCUUCUGGUAAUAAUUCAGUCAUUUGAAGGCUUCAGCUGACACGCUGUAACAUCUUAGCAUGGCUUCACAUCGAACUAGUAUAGCCGAAGGGAAACUCCGUGAUUUCUUUCUCCACAGCUGUUCAGAAGAGCUCUUUCGUUGGCCCCCCUUCAUACGCUCUUCUAGAUUUGAUGUAAGAAAUGAGUGGCUUUACAAUUGCACACGUUUCCUCUGAUAAAUAUUUGUCUGUCGCUUAGUUUUUGAUGAUAGGAAUUUUAGAGAGAGAAAAUAUAUGCAACCGUUUGCUACGCCAGGAUGCCUGGAACCUUUGCGGACUAAACUGGGUUUGCUUAUUUGUCUCUCUUUGGUUGAACCUUGCGCAAGACAAAUGACCUCCUGGCAGUUUAGUUGCCUGCUCCCUGAUCACAUUUGUGUACUCAGUGUGGGGACUCUUCAUUUAAGGAGAAUAAACGUAAAGCAGGGUUGUAUCAUAAAAUAACUGCUGGUUAGUCAUGUUGCAACUACAGUUAGUAAAGUUUCUUGGAUAAAGGAGUAAACAUCGGUAGAUACAGUAUGUAUUUAAUUGGUAACUUGAAUGCUUUUUUUCCUUGGAUUUUGUUGGAAAAAUACCAAAUACUCCUGCAAAUGAAAAUAUUCUGCCCAUCAUAUAUUUAAAUAUUUUGCUGUUUUAUUUUAUAGAAUUUAUUUUGUUGUAUUUCACUAAAAGAAUAAUAGAAUUUGAUUUAAGAGGAACAUUUUUGUCCUUGUGUUAUUUUUAAAGAUUAUUGACUGUACAGAGUUCUUCGCCCUGUUUUUUGCCGACUUUUGUUUUGGCCAUGAUGUGACGUUGAAUUCUGAAGCCACAGUCACAAUGUUGACUUUCACUUUGUGAGGUUUUUGUGCACAGAAAUAUUAGAGAAAAGCAUUGCGCCCUUCAAGAAUAAAGACAAAGAAAUCAGGAAA